Molecule: messenger RNA, 792 nt
Organism: Liolophura sinensis
Lineage: Eukaryota; Metazoa; Mollusca; Polyplacophora; Chitonida; Chitonidae
Product: neurogenic differentiation factor 1-like
Exons: 1
Coding region: 1-792 (263 amino acids)
Biological process (GO): positive regulation of transcription by RNA polymerase II; sensory organ development; axon development
Cellular component (GO): nucleus
Molecular function (GO): DNA-binding transcription factor activity, RNA polymerase II-specific; E-box binding; protein dimerization activity
Source: RefSeq, a predicted model, not a curated record
AUGGAUCAUUUAAACUUCGCUGAAGCAAUGUGUCCGACCAGGUCAAACGCCAUCAACAAUGUCCCAAAGCGAAAAGCUUGCGAAGAUUCACUCGCCGAGCAGGACGACUGUACAUCAACCACUGAACCCAGGCAGCACGACGUUGUGGACAAAGCCCAAGUAGGAUUUCAACAGGUGACAAAGUGUUCUAAACUGAACCACAACGAACACAUCUCGCAGAAUGUGGCGCGAGAAAAGAUAAAUGAACGAGAAAGGCAACGUAUGCACGAUCUUAACAGCGCCAUGGACUCUUUGAGAGAAGUGAUACCAUUUACCAACGGACCGUCCACUCGACGACUGUCCAAGAUCGCCACUCUGCAAAUGGCGAGGAAUUACAUCGUAUCCCUGUCACAGGAUAUUCAGGAUCUUAAACGCAUUGUUAGUGAUUUACAAAAACUCCAGCCCCAAGCGAACAAAGAUGGUAUUACUCAAAAAGAUUAUGACGAACUGAGUUUUUGUCCACCUUCAGUAACACGGCUCCAUGCUUCCAAUUCUGUGUCGCCAAUGCUGAAUUAUCUCCCGUGGGCUUCCAGUGAUUCUGCUUUUGGGCUUCUCAGCACUCGCGUGGAUCCCUUCAGCAGAUAUGGAAGUUUACCGACCUUUCCUAGCCCCCUCCAAGGAACUGUACCUCGGGUCACACCCUAUCUAUGUUACCCUCACAGUCAAGCAAGGGUCCCCAUAAUUUCAUCUUCACCGUUACCUUGCCAGAGACUCGAAACUCACAGACAUGAGAAGAAACUCCUUAAUCCAUGA